Messenger RNA from Aquila chrysaetos chrysaetos, 14128 nucleotides. It is a transcript of the gene MBTPS2, whose product is annotated as membrane bound transcription factor peptidase, site 2. Lineage: Eukaryota; Metazoa; Chordata; Aves; Accipitriformes; Accipitridae. Gene Ontology annotation, biological process: regulation of response to endoplasmic reticulum stress; membrane protein intracellular domain proteolysis. The record is from RefSeq and is a predicted model, not a curated record. The coding region runs from base 94 to 1578 and encodes 494 amino acids. Gene Ontology annotation, cellular component: membrane; cytoplasm. The transcript is spliced from 11 exons. Gene Ontology annotation, molecular function: metalloendopeptidase activity; protein binding.
CGGAAGCGUCUCGACCGGGCAAUAUAAGCCGAUGGAGAAAGGUUCCGGGAUAAAUUUAGUUCCGGGGGCUCCUCCGUAGGAACGGCCGCCGCCAUGAUCCCGAUCCCGGUGGUGGUGUGCGUGCUGGGAGGCUGGUGCGCCAUCUACCUGGCGGAUACGCUGCUCAAGUCAUCCAACUCUCUGAAGGCAUCUUAUGAAGACUGGCUGCUGACAUACGGCUUGAGCAUCUCUCCUUUUCACAUGCGAUGGCAAACAGCUCUCUUCAACCGCCAGUUCUACAAUUGGGGGAGAUGGAAACCCAGAUUUCUGUAUUUAUGGUUCAGCAUAGGAAUGGUGUUUGGUAUCGUUGCCAUGUUUGGCUCUGUUAUUCUUCUCGGAAAGACACUGAUGCAAACACUGACACAGAUGCUCACCGAAGCACCGAAAGCCCAGAAUGAUCGUAUGCUGCAAGUUGUGGUGCCUGGUGUAAACUUGCCUGUCAGCCAGCUGACCUAUUUCUUCUCUGCAAUCCUCAUCAGCGGUGUGAUACAUGAAGUCGGCCAUGGGGUGGCAGCUAUUCGAGAACAAGUACGAUUUAAUGGAUUUGGGAUUUUUAUCUUCAUUGUCUAUCCUGGAGCAUUUGUUGACCUGUUCACAACCCACUUGCAACUGAUAUCUCCAGUCCAGCAAUUAAGGAUAUUUUGUGCAGGAGUGUGGCAUAAUUUUGUUCUUGGUGUUGCAAGUUUCAUGGGUUUGUUUCUGCUGCCAGCCAUUCUUUUCCCUUUCUAUUACACGGGUGUGGGGGCACUUGUAACUGAGGUCGCAGAGGAUUCUCCUGCCAAUGGACCAAGAGGUCUUUUUGUGGGAGACCUUGUCACUAACCUACAAGACUGCCCAGUUUAUAGUGUGGAAGACUGGAAUUCCUGUCUGGGAGACAUUUCAGAGAAGUCACAGGUUGGCUACUGUAUAAGUGCAGCCACCCUACAGCAAUUAAGCUUUCCAGCUAGAGUCUAUAGGAGACUCGAUGGCACAGUUGAAUGUUGUAGUAACAACAGCCUCACAGACAUUUGCUUUUCAUAUAGCAAUAACUUGGACAGCCACCUGUAUGCCUGUCUGCCAGCACGAAAAGUUAUUGAGGCCAGCAAAGUUUGUCGAACCAACAUGGACUGCCAGAAAGACUUUGUUCCAAGCUUUUGUGUGACUCCUUCUUUAGAGAACCAAACAAGGCUAAUCAGGGUAAAACAUCCACCCCAUAUUGACAUGCUGUAUGUAGGACACCCCAUGCAUCUUCAGUACACAGUAAGUCUCAGCAGUUUUGUACCACGACAAAACUUUCUAAGCAUCGAUCUGCCUGUGGUGAUAGAGACAUUUUGCAAGUACCUAAUUUCACUGUCAGGAGCGCUGGCAGUUAUCAAUGCUGUACCCUGCUUCGCUUUGGAUGGUCAGUGGAUAUUAAAUUCAUUCCUGGAAGCCACUCUGAGCUCCCUGAUUGUAGAAAAACAAAACAGAGAGCUUGUUGGCUUUUUAAUUUUGCUUGCUGGUAGUGCACUUUUGGCUGCCAAUGUUGCACUGGGACUUUGGAUGGUGACAGCACGAUAGAACAUUGGAUACGCUUCCAUCAGUUCUCAGAGUACACAGAAAGAAGGAAUCCAUUGCCUUUUAAAACUUGUCCAGUACUGAGAUUGAAAUAAUUCCCUUAAAAUGACACUGAAAGAACAAUCACUGGUGGCUGCUGUUUUAAUUUAAAACUGUACAACAUUGUGCCUGUGGUCAUGGGAAAUCUCAUUGAAGUAGGGACCUUUUUAUAUACUCUUUAAGCACUGUACUAAUUUUGGAGAAACUGCAUUGUAAAGUUUCACAGUAAAAAGCCUAAGACUUCAUUAAUUUGUCUCUCAACAUAGGGGAAUUAUUUGGCCUCAAACAGUUGUAAAGGGGGAGAAAAUAACACUUAGGUUUUAUUUUAUAAUUUGAAUAAUUGUCAGAAAAUAUGUGUGGGUUCUGAUCGUUUCUCAGUCAGCAUAGUCUUGAGUGUCUUGUUUUGCUUUUUUAAUCUGGUAUUCUACCAAACUGGACUCUUAAGAAGCCCUAAUGUCUGAUCUCAAAAUGGUGAAAAGCUAAGUAAAUGCUUACCAUGUGUUAAUGAGCAGAGAGAGGCCAUAUGGGUUAGUAUCUUUCCUUUUCAGCUGGCCAAAAUGACUGAAAGCAUGUUGUCCUCAGGACGUAGAUGAGAAGUGCCAAUGUCUGGUGAGAUGAGGCGUGUGGGAGGAUAACAAAGCCCACAUGUCUGUUUCUUACACAUUCAGUUGUAUAUUACCAUACGCAGCUGAAGAUUUUUUUAAAGGCAAUAUUUGUCAGCAAUAGCUACAAGAUAACUGAAAUUUAGUUUCUGAGUGCUGAAGUAUGCUGUGCCCAAUUAUUCCUAAGUGAUAAGUAAUGUUUGUGUUGUUUUACUCAGAAAAGAAUACUGUAUUAUACCUGUUUACAGUUAAAAGUGAAACCUGUUGUUUUUAUGGUGUCUAUCUUCCGAUGCUACGCAUUAAUGUGUACAGUAACUCACUGAUGGUUUUCUGUCUUUCAAAGGGUUGUUUUCCUUUGCUAGGAUUCAUUCUGCUCAAAGAUAGCUAAGGAAGAUGUUUAGCUGAAGCUGGUCUUGGAUCAGAAUUGUUUAGAGGAAGAAUGUGGUUGUGAAUUGAACUAUUUAAAUGUUUGGCUUUGUUUUCUGAGAGGAAUACAGACCAUAUCCUUGUUCGUAAAUGAACAGUGGAAGAACAGUCAGUGUUUUGCUGACUGAAGUGUGUCUGACACACUUUGCAGCUCUUUAAGUCUGUAAUGUUUUGUACCUAAUAGGAUUAUAUAUGGACUGUCAUGUCCUCCUGUGAUACAUUGCUGUGUUUAUAUAAAUGGGGUUCAGUCAGAGCCUUGCCUCAAUACAGGCUGAUAUUUAAAAAAAAAAAAUUAAAAAAAAAAUGCUCCAGUUUGGGAGCCUAAAUAUUUGAUAUAGGAAAAUUUUGAAAAACACCCUGCAACUUCUGGCUGGUACGGUGCUUGUACAGCUCGUACAGAGCUGCUGCAGCUCCGAGUUCCUUUACAGAAAUGGCCUUUCCACCCAGAACUGGAGUGGAAGCUGAGCUCACGGAUGCUGGCCUGCAGGGAGUACUGAAGCAUUCGUGACCAGCCAACAGAGAUUCUCUUGGCUCUAGCGGUAAAAGCCUGGGUAAUUUUAAAACUGGGGUUGAGCCCAACUCCUGGUGCUACUGCCUGGAUUCGUAGCAAUGGUGUUUGCAUUUGCCCACUGAUGUGUUACUGUAUUUUUGCACAGUAGCCUUCACGCUUACUGACGAUGUAUUCUUUUCUUAAGGUGAUGCAAGCAGUAAUGAGAAAGCACGUCUGUUUAUUCGUUGUUGUGUUAGUUUACUUACCUCUCCAGUGCUGUCACGGGCUGGGUGGGUCUCUUGAAGCUCGCCUCUGUGGAGUGGCAGGCCCGUGCCUCUCAUUUUCCAUCAUUUCGACCCAGGCAUGCCAGCACAGAUCCUGGUAAGAGAGAGUAAAUCCUCCAGUCAAUCCAGCCUGAGUCGGUCCCUUUGGGGACUGUUAAAAAUCACACAAAGUGCGAGAAAAGAAAAACAAACUAUCAGAAACUGGCAGCGGGCUUCUUUUUCCAGAGACACCCUCAAAGUCUAACUCAUCAUCGCUCCUGGAAGCCUAGAGAAGUUCAGGGGUAGCGGAUGGGCCACUGCCGUCCCUGCGUGGGCAGGAGGGAUGGGAGCAGCCGGGUUCUCUUCUCGCACAAAGCCUGGCCCUGAGGCUGUGCUCCAGAAGCACUCACCUAAGCGGCCGCUUGCUGAUCUGAGCUCUUCCUUUCCGUGGCUCUGUGCCACUUGUGUCUUGUCCAACCUACAGUGCACAAAAUUAAUUUGCGCUUAGGAGUUUUAAUGCAAUUUAGUAAGACAGGAUAUUUACUCUUCAAAACGGCUACUAUUUACGUAUCAGAGUUGCAGUGCUGUCUUACUAUCUAAAGCAACAACAACAAAUUCACAAAUCUAUAGUGAUUUCAAAAAUAUUCUGUGAAAAACAUUUCCAGUUUGAGACUUCAGAUAUUCAUGUUGACUACAACUGCUUAGGACGAUCUUUCAGCAUAGUACAUACCCCUCCUGGAGAUGUAGGCAAGAGAUUCAAAAAAACAGUUUCUGAAUUAACAUACAAAAAUUACAUCUGCUGUAAUGAGGCUGGCAGGUUGUUCCUCGUUAGUUGAUGUGCUACCAAAACACCAUGUUUUAUCAAAGGAAACUAAAUCCAGUUUAUUUUGCUUUACACAAUCACUGAAAGCCACAGUUAUACUAAGUAGAACUUCAGUCUGUGUUUGACUUCAUAAUCAAAAAGAGGGUGGAAAAGACAUUGGUUAUGGUUUUAGCAAAACAGACACACUAGUACACUGUAAAGACCCUGGUUCUCUUAUAUGGGAGAGACAGAAGUGUUUAAAAAUAAUUCAUGGGUCCAUUUCUCCGUGUGCUGGCAUUCUACUGAAUAAGGGUCGAUUUAGGUAUGUACAAGUGCUUUGAAUCAAGACUUAAAGCAAACCGGGUAUGAAUGGUGACCCAGCACAUCUUAGAUUACCUGUGGACAAAGGUAGUAGUUAAGUUGGACCGCUCUCUGAAGAAAAAGUUGUUCAGUGGAUCCAUUUCAUUCUCCUGUAAUCCUAACGUACGGAUUACAUUCCGAUAAGCAAGUGCCAUGCAUAUAGUUACUGGGAGGGGUUUUGCUGGGUUUUUGUUUGGUUAGUGAGAGAACACAGAAGGACACAGAAUGGUUUUUGUGUGUUGGAUUUUUACUCUGGAGUAUUUGCGAUGUUUCUUCUAUUUCUGUUUUUGUAAAAAUUGAAAGGAAACCUUUCCUUAAAACGAAAUCUUUCCACUUCUCAUUCUAAUUAGUCCUUCAGAAUAUAAUGUAUUCUUUAAUGCAGAAUCCAUCAAUAUAAUUAUAGGGCAUAUCGACUGGAGUAUAAAACAGAGCACUCCUAAAGAUUGGAUGAAUACUGCUAUUUAUGUACAUACUAUGCAUUUUAAAUCUGUAUCAGAUGGAAAAAAUAAUGUCUAACGUUGGGAUGUGUUAUACAUAGCUUUUACUUGAAAAUUGCUAGAAGAAUUCCGUAAUUAUAAUCAUUGUUCUGAUUUGGGUUUUUAUGAGAAUUUUUUUUAUAUCAGCAAAGACUUCCAUAGCAUGUUCUGAUAAUGCAUGCUGUGACAUGAAAAUGGCUAACUUCUUACCAAGUGGGAUGUUACACACUCUUUGCUAACCUCGGAAAUCAAAACCAGCUUGCUCGCGUACAAGUUAAAUGAAAGAGACUUCACUAGAAAAAGUAUAGACAAACUUGCAGAUUAGUCAGCCCAAAUUUAUGAGCCACAGUGGAAAAUCUGUUAACUCAUCCUUUUUAUUUAGAAUGAAACAACCAACUGUAUUGAUAGUUACUUUUUUCAGUGAUGAUGAUUCUGCGUUUGUGUAUAUGUGUGUCUAUAUAUGCAUACAUACAUGUAAUAGAUACAUACACAGCCACCGUCGGUACUGCUGCUUUUUUAGGGAUAAUUUACAGCAGUCCUCCGUACUCUGCAAUGUAGGCUUUUUUUUUUUCUUUUUCCUUCCCUGUAUGAAUUCCAUGGCUUUCUCUGGAUUUUAAAAUUGCAACUAUGUUUUUCUCCUGUAACUGAUCUAACUUCUUUAUUAACAGAAGACAAGGGAUGGCCGUAGUGCAACCACAGCUGCAUGAGUUUUGUUCAGCUGAUGUUGAAAACAUGUUUCUUGCUUUCUGUGACGCCUCAGCUACAAGCACGGUAAACAGAUUUUUCAGGGCAGCUAAAAGAGGUCAGCCUAAGAAUCCAUCGCUCUCUAAAUGCCGCUAUUUGUGCUGUUCCGAAUGAUAACUGGGAUGAGUGAGACUGUGUAGAGUAUACUAAAGAAAUAAUGUUUUCAGGACAGACCUCCCCACAGCAGUCAGGGUGUUUCAGCUUUCUUGAAAUAAGGAUAUAUUUUUGUUUGGUUUAGAACAUCAACAAUCCAAGUUUUUCCAAUGGCUUCCUAUACAUUUUAAACGAUGGCAAAGGGUGACCUGUAGCAAAUAUUUUUUUAAAUAAAUUCUGUAUGUCUUCUAUCCAAAAGGUCUGAAUUUGUAUCUGGAUAUCAUUUAUGACAGAUGAAGAAGGGUUGUAAAGGUUUAUGUAGCCUAGUCUGUAUUUAAUUGUUUUAAAAAGAUGCGAAUUAAACUCUAGAAAUAAAUAGUUACUUGUAAAAUAUGCAUUUUAUACAUGUGCAUUCAGACCAAUUCCCACAACCAGUCUUGCCUCAGCUUUGUUCUUGUGACCUUGUGAGUAAGGAAGCUGAAUCUAACUCAGGUAAGAUCCAGUAUUAGCAGUUAUUUUAUACCCUCUUUAUCCUGAAUUUCAUGUAACGCUAUAUAGAGAUUAGUUAUUUAAUGUGGCUGAGCUAUCUGGGGUACAUAUCCUGUGUUAAUGCAGCGUUUGGGAAGCACUGUACUAGGGACUGCCAGAAAACGGCAGCUCUGAGAGUCGUGUUCCUGGGACUCACCCGCUACGAUCAUGUGAAGAGCAGAUGGCAGCGGCUGAGGGCGGUGAAGAACCUCCGUUUAUGGCAGCUUUAUGAAACCUCCACACUGCUGACCCAGUGUGAAAGGCCGGGAACAAAGAGCAGGAUAUGACACUGCAAUUCCAUUCAUUCCAUUUACAUUGGCAUGGCACGUGAAAAGAACUUGUAAUUAACAUUUCAGAGCACGCAGAUAUGUUUUCCAGCCCUUCACUGAAUCAUUCAGUGACUGUUGACCAAACUUUUUUUUUUUUUUAAACACUUACUUUGUCAUUCCACGGAUAAAUACGUGCUGACUAAGUGGUAUGGGUAGUUGUAGUUUACUUAGUAAAAUGGACUUGGAUAUUUCUCACCUCUAGAUGUUCAUCUUGGGUUGGUUUUUGCAGCAUCAUAGUGUAACUGACCUUCACUUGACACUAGUUUGAAAGUUUGGAGGCUAUUUCCAAGCCAUCACUUGAGAAGUCUAGUUUCUUCCUUCCCAAGUUGUUUAUUAAUAUUUUAAAUUCCUCCUUUCCUUACGUAACUUUGCUUUUAGAUUUCAUAUACUCAGAUGAUCUUAUCUGAAGCCUGUCAAUGGAAUAUGUAUUGUUUUGACAUUCACUGUGGUUUUUUUUUCCUCUACAUAGCCUUAUUUUUCACACUGACUCACGGCUGUGGAAUGUUAGAUUUCUAGACCCUUUGUUCCCACUAUGCAUUGUUCAUGAUCAUGUUUUUAAAAAAAAAAAAAAAAAAAAAAAAAAAAGAAAGAAAAACAAGAAAGCUUCAUUUUGAAAAUGUCAGCUAACAAAUAUAUGGAACACUUUGAAUAAUGUAUUGUGUUUUUGUUUUGCUUUUUUUUUCUCUAUUUAAUCAAGCAAACAAUAAGUAUUGUUUUCUAUGUAUGAUAAAUGUAUCCUGCAAAUAAAUUCAUUGUUUGAUUGUUAAUGUGCUUAAAUCUGUUUUUAAAAAUAAGGUAAGAGCGACAUAACUCCUUGUUUGUGGCAAUUACCGUAUUCUCUCAUAUAUUCUCAUACUCUUCAUAUGCAACUUUUAUUCUCUCUCUGGGUACCACUAUCCUUUUCAGCACCUGACCACCUCCUAAAAUUAAUACUAACUGUCCCUUUACUUUCCCUUAUUUACCAGCUUACACAGUAAUAGUUUGAGUUAUCACAGAAGUACAUCCAGGUGGACACCUACACGUUGUUCUGGAGCAAAGCUAGCUUCAUCUUAAUACCACUAAGGUACACAGCGACUGCCUUACGGGAGCAAAUGCCUCUCUCUUGGCUUAGUUCCCGUGUAAUUCUUCUCUAACGGAGUUACGGACUUCCCUUAGCUUCGGUUGUGGUGAAAUAUUGGACAGAGGAUGCCGUGGUCGAGGUAAGAGGAACCACCUCUCUGGGCGGUAAGGCCAGUCCCUGCGUGAAGAACUUAAACCUCAGAUCUUCGAGCGACAUUAAGGUGAUGUUUCGUACCGCAACCUUCGAUCUGUCCGUACGGGCCAGCCCAGAGCUGGGCUCGCGUCCCGGCUCCUCCGGGAGGAGUUUGCUUUGGUACCCAGACGCUCUCGGGGGCUGCGUCGGCGCGGGGUACCCGGUGGGUUAGCGAUCUUUGAGAAGGGAGCCUUAUCCCUCGGGUUCUUGAGCAAACUCGUCUAGAGUUAGCCAGGUUGUUUGUACCGAGAACUGAAUUGUCCUUUGCUGCUUAUUGGACAAGCUGUUCCUUUAUACGAGCAGAGCUGUUUCAGCAAGUGUCGUGGCUUUGUUCCCAGAGAAGAGAUUACCAUGAGAAAUGGGCAGAAAGCACAGAGGGGACACGUCAUUUCCCAGACAGGUUGCUAUGCAAUUUUCUGAAUCCUUGCAUGAGGAGAUGUUGGUUUUUUGUUUGGGUUUUUUUUUUUUUCCUCUUUUUCUUACCCGUGUUAUAGGUAGAGACAAUAGUUUAUUUUUUCUGAAGCCUUUAAGCUUCUAGGAGGGUCCUGAGGCUUUUCAGUUGAUUUUUAAAAUGUUAUCCCUUACUCUGAUUAGGUAUGUUCUGUAGUCCAGAAUAAAAUCAGUGAUGUCUUAAUGUCAUCUUGAAGAAUGUUGCCUUAAUCACUAAUACAAUUUCAGGAUAAGACUUGAAAAGAAAUACUGUGUUUAUGAGUCUUACUGCUGGUAACUUUAUAGAGAAGGCUUAAUACAAUUCUUCCUCAGAUCAUACCAGUUUGAAUCACCAAGCAGAAGCAUUCCUCAACAUCUUUCGUAGAUCUGUAUGCAUUGAACUCACUCACUUUCAAUCUUCUUUUAAGAUUUUUAUGAGCUUUUGAUGUGAACUACCCAAUGAAACACAACUUAAGGUUUGAUUCUAACCUUCCAGUGGUAAGCUGGGAGAAUCCACAACACUCCUGAGGUCUAAGCAGCAGUCACCCAGACUAACUUUUUUCCCCUUUUUUAACCUCAGACAGAUGUGGGUCUGGUUUUUGCUUCAAUGCUUUUAAGGCUCCAGUGUUGUUGAAAUAGAAUUGGAUGUUCUUACUGAUUUUGUAUCUUAUUCUCUAUGUUUCUCAUUCAUUCUACGGCUUUGUAGUUCCUUGCAAAUAUAGUAGUGGCUGAAUACUAUGUAACCGCUGCUUCUGGCAGUCUUGAAAACACAUGGUGGUACAUCCUUUUUCAUUUCCCCUGAAAGGAAUCUUUCAAACCAAGAAGAAAUUCUUUCUUUCUUUCUUUCUUUCUUUGUUAAAUGUCAUCCUUUUUACUUGCUAUAGUAUUGUAAAGUCUCUGUAUCUUUUUCCCUUUCACAGCGCUGUGAGGAUCUCUAUUAAAAUAUUACCAGGUACUUUUAAAAAUGUAAAUUUCUCUGCAUUUGAUUCAGUUACCCGCAUAGGCAUCUGGUGUGGUCUGAGAUAUCCUAAGGUGUUCUUAGGUUAAUAACCUGACUUGGAACGACGUUUUGAAACUCAUCCCCCACGUGUCUCCUUUUGUCUCCUGUUGGUUUAGGUCUUGGGCUUUCCAAGACCUCCGCAUGGGGCUGGCAGAUGGGGGUGAGGCCCUACAGGAGAUCAAAGACAUCCCGGACCAGCAGCUGGAUACCGGGGGGGUACCUGAGGGCAUCCUGUAGCACGCCAGAUGCUUGGAUGUGGGCAACAAUUCAAGCCAGACUGACUCCUUUUCCUUCCUUGCAUUUCUUUUCUUUUCGACUCGUGAAUUAGAGUGGCAUAUGAGGCUUUCUGAGUGAGUUUUAUUUGGCAUAAAAAUACAUCUAGGCUUUUCUCUUUGUGCGUAAGUGCUAUACAAAGUUAGUGCUAGCAGAAUACGUGCGUCCUCCUCCUGCUCUGGAUGCAGAAGUGAGUAUUGCUGCCUUAUCUGCAGCAAGAAAAAAGCAGGCUUAUUUUAUAAGGAAAAUACCAUCUGUCUCCAGAUGUGGAGUGGUGGUAGCAGCAGCGCACAGAUUUACAGGACGGACGGGCUGAAGAGGCACCAGGUGGAGACAAGGCGGCGUGAGGGGACUCGUCUUGGCCAACUGCCACAAUUGUGUACUUGACUCUUUUUUUUCCUUGCAGGAGAAAAGAAGUGGUGAGACUUACAGUCAGGAAUCCGAUAAAACCAGGGAAGGGGCGUGAUAGAGAGAGGCCGUUUGUCCAUUUACAGAGUGUUUAAAUCAGAUAGAGAGCAUGUAUACUUUACGAGUGGGGAUGUAAGUGCUGUUUUGUAACCCCACAAUAAGCGUUUUUGCUACUUUUUUUUCUUUUCCUUGAAGCAUCUAGAGAGCUGACCUGCAAAUGAAACUAACAGACUUCGAUCGUUGGUAGAAACAUCCCACGCAGUAAGAUCAGAGCGGCACUAAAAGCCUGUCCUAGUUAGCAGUUCAAGGCUUUCAGACCUUGGAGUCGUGUCCCUCUCCCUGUUUCAGGAUCAGGCUCGAUCUUGCUCUCAGUCUGGAUGCAAAGUCAGAACUUUUCUCCUGUUUCCACAUUCCCUCUUCUGCACGAGUUGACCUCACAGAUGCAAUGAUUAAGAAAAAUUAAUCAAUCCAUUUUUCUAAUGUUUUGCCCCUUGGCUUUGUUUUCAUUCCCACAGCUAUUUGAAUAACUAGCAGCAACUAGGCCAAACCACCUGUAUCUCUAUCAUCGCUGCAAAAUCAGCAAAGCCAGAUUAUGAACGUGCAUUAUAAACCACAAAUUCCUGGGUACUUACCACCGGUUAUACGAACAAACUUCCCCUCCCACUGCAACUGCUUGCCACUCUUUAGUAGAUGAUUAAAUUUAUGCCCUGGAAAUGUUCUGCGAGGUGCUUGCAACGCUCAACGUGCUGCAGAGCUGGAGGAAAAAAACGGGCAAAACAAAACUUGCAUAGUGCGCUUUUUACAACUGGGCAAAAUUCACUGUUUCAUUUACUGGACCAGUGCGGAUAAGUUAUUAUUUUGUCAUAUUUGAAGGCCCUGGUUAUUUUUCCAGCAUUUCUCUUCAAAGUUACUCCUGAGGAGAGCACUUCAGCAGUUAACCUAACUGGCCUCUGCAUACCACUUUAACUGCUGUUAAAUGGAACUGAACCAGAAGUUAAAAUAUUACUGAAAUAGCUGUGAAAACUUUAGCAUAUUAUCAAGCACUGUUUUUUCAUAAACCUGCAGAAACCUAUUGUUUACUUGAGAUUUUACCUAACUGGGAACCGCACAAUUUUGUUAACCUUUAUUUUUUUAUCUUGACAUGAAAAUACCAAAAGCAAUUCUGGAGAAAACAUCUCAGCUUUCACUUAAGGGUUACUUAGAGGGGCUCGCUCUUAGCUGUGCAAAUGAUGGUGUAAAAAUUAAACUGUAUCAUUUAACAACAUGAUAUUAAAUGUGAUACUGAAUGUGAUAAUCACUCUGUUCUCAUAUAUAUGAUUCUCCACCUCGUUUCUCAUGCUCUAUACUAAGUCAAAUGCAAGUGCAAUGCAGAUUAUUUGCAUUAGCUUUUAUAGCUGUACAGUGUACCUGAAGACGUUAAGGUUGCUGCCAAACCGAGAGUCCAGCUUUGGUGAACUUUGUUCAUCAUAGUAACAAGGAAAAAAAAAUUGAGGUAGUGAAUGUAGCUGAUUAAGGAGUCAUGAAACCAAACUUGUCAUACUCUGAUGUAAAAUAGCAAAAAGAAUGCAGAAAAUGAAUGGUCGUGUGGGUUUAAAAAAGGAUGAGUUUUAAUAUUAAUUACAAACAAAUAAGUAAAUAACUUGAAAAAUGCCCCUUAAAUGAAGGCACUCUUCUAGAUCAAAAGGGUGCUUUGAAAUGCAAAACAAACUUCUUUUCUUCUGCCAGGGGUUUGUGUAUACACAGAGAUGCUAAUUUGAUAAGCGCUUGGUUAACUUCCGCUGACCUGAACUAUCAUCAGUUCAGAUAAAAAUAAUGUUUGUUAGUGGCCUUCAAAAGCUGUGAAACAUACAGGCUGUAGCCGCAGCGCGGGAAGCCGAAACGGCGUUGUCAGCUCCGUAAGUGGGAGCUCGCAGUGAAGAAAAGCGGUCCGGCAGCUGCGGGACGGGCACCGGCACCGGCCGUGCUGCACCGACCCUGGGCGACCUGCAGCAGUCCGAAACGGGGACUUAAGCUCUGCAGUCGGGACCUUGCUGACCUUAGGUCAAGAGGCCUCCGGACCUAGCUCCGAUUUUUACUCAAAACAGCCCUGAAGUCGCCUUCCGCACGUCCCCGCGGCAGAAGAGCUCGCGCACGACGGCCGGGCCGGGCUCCGGCAAUGACCUGUGCUGUCCCUCCUGCCCCAGGGGUUCGGUCGAGCGCUGGGUCUCGGCGUGGGGGUUUUAAAUCGAGCAUCCCAGAAAACGCAGCAGGGGUUACUUCUGUCUUUGAGAAUGCUGGGUGCAGGGCGGGGAACAGUCCGGACGCAAUCCGGUGGCUGUUUAGUGAACCACGGUCCAGAGUGUUCAUAAAAUACUAUAGGUGAACUCCAGGUCUUGGCCAGGACCUAGUUACGGUCUCCAGGACAGAGCCACCAUGUUUCCAGGAAUGCUUUAAAUUGUGACUUUUGGUUGUUGGGGUUUUUUUUUUAAUCUUUGCUGUAUUUGUUCUGGAGCAUGAGGAGUUUGGUAUCCGGGGCCGUUAACAUCGGGCAGCAGUCUGCGUGGGGAUGCUUCCUCUACAGAUGCGUGCAAACCGCGUCAGAACGAGGUGUUGCGUUGCUGGAGAGGAAAGUUAAAGAGAUACUGUCAAUUUUAAGCUUUGGGGAAAACCCGACUAUUAUUUUAAAGAAUAAAAGUGCUUUAAUAUUUGAAUAGUUGUUCUGCUUUUCUACAGUAUUUGCUGAAAUACCUUUUCUGUGUUUAAAAACCCAUAAAUCUCACUUUUUUCGCAGCCUAGGAAGCGUACAGCUUUGGCCACGGAAGCUUAGGAACAAAGGAGCUUUGAAAUGGGCUGUCCUCUCCUCUUCAACUGCUCCGAAUGUUUGUCCUUGACGUAUCAUUGAGAAGAAACUGUGGCAAGCUUGCUGCUGAUAAAAGCUCACUGUUCUCCAGCUGUAAGGAAAGUCAUCUGCCUUAAGAACAGCUUAAAUGAUUAGCCAGUCAGGCAUCUGAAAUCAGAAAUUUCUCCUGCUGCAUCCCAGGUUUUGGAAUGCUGUCCUGUGAAAUCUAACACUGCAGCGAGGCAAUUAGACCCGACACCAGAAAACUGCAGGUCCAAAUUAAAUGGAGUCCAUGAAGUAAGCCCUGAGUAUGAUAUUCAUAUGAAAACAGAGCCAAACUAUGCAUGAGUAAUAAGACUGUUAUCAAUCUGAAAAUAUAAAGGAGUCCUCUCUUCCAUCCGUAUUCACCACAGACAUGAUCUGGCUACACUGGUGUUACUGGGAAACAUCCUGCCCCUGUAUGGUUAGAACAUCAAGUAUUAAAGUCAUAGUAGAAAAAGGUGGCACAGCGUAAAGAGGAGUGACAGAACUGGACCUGCCGAGGUAGGAACACAGUUUCCUUGCCCCAGUUUCUUCAGUCUGUAGAACGAAGCAAGGGGUUUCCCUUGUCACAGUUAAUGCCUUUUGCAAAGCUCCUUACUUGCGUAGUGUAAGACGUAGCCCUAUUCUUCUGAGCACAUCUUGUAAAAGUCAUUUUGUCUUGAAGCACAAGGAUGUAGCAAUCAAAUGGAAUUUGGAAGUUUUCUCUGCUUUGGACUGUAACAAGCUUUCAAGGCUGCUGGUCGAUUGAACAGGGUGCUGCUGUGAGGGGAGGAAUUCAGGGAUUCAACCCCACCUAGCUUGAGUCACUUGCUUUAGGCAUUUGGAUAGUCAUCUUUUCCUCUCUCUGCAGUCAACGAAGAAAGAGAUACCACCACAGAUAGCCGUCGGAGGAGCCAUCACGCUGUGGGGCUGCUUCUCUCACCCAACACACUGCAGACGCAGCCUCGGUACAGCCUGCUCCACAGCCAUGUUGAAGAAGGAAUACUUUCAUAAAUAGGGCUGCUCAGAGCACCCAGACAGGCAGUAUAUAGUCUAACGGGAUAAAACAGUACCCCACAAAACCCACAGAAGUAACUUGAAACCAAGUAUGACACUGCCUUAUUUCAUCUUUCUUUCUUUGGUCCAUAGCACGUUAAUGUAUAAAAAGCUUUUCAUGAAUAAACAUUGGUUUGUGGUCAA